AUGGCUCGCAAAGGAGCUGUAAAUGAGAGCUGUCUCCUAAUUUUCAUGAUUAUUAUAUCAUUUCUACAUUUGUUUACUUGUCCCUAUACCAAAGUUGAAGAAAGCUUUAAUUUACAAGCAAUUCAUGAUAUUCUGUAUCACAGGUUUGAUUUUGAAAAGUAUGACCAUCAUGAGUUUCCUGGUGUGGUUCCACGCACUUUCUUUGGACCCCUGGUUAUAUCAGCACUGAGUGCCCCAAUGACCUGUGUACUUGUGCUCUUUCAAGCACCAAAAUUUUACACUCAGAUACUAGUGAGAGGAGUUCUUGGACUCUGUGUGAUUCUGUCACUAUGGCUGAUGCAGAAAGAAGUCCGAAGGCAGUUUGGGUCACUUGUGGCCAGUCUGUUCUGCUUCAUCUGCAUCACACAGUUCCAUCUGAUGUUUUACAUUACCAGAACUCUCCCAAAUGUGUUUGCUUUGCCUUUAGUUCUUCUGGCAUUCACCUCUUGGCUGGCCCAGAGACAUGGUGCAUUCAUUUGGCUUUCUGCUUUAGCAGCUAUUGUGUUUCGUUCUGAGUUGUGUCUCUUCUUUGGCCUGAUGUUGCUGAUGUCACUUUUGAACCGAAAAAUCAAUUUUGGACAGUUGCUUUACCAUGCUAUACCUGCUGGUUUUGUAUCUUUGGGUCUCACUAUCAUGGUUGACAGAGUUUUCUGGAAUAAGCUGCUCUGGCCCGAGGGUCAGGUAUUGUGGUACAACACAGUCUUGAAUAAAAGCUCCAACUGGGGAACUUCCCCUUUUCUUUGGUAUUUCUACUCUGCUCUCCCUCGAGCUCUUGCCAGCACAAUACUUUUUAUCCCACUUGGGCUGUUGGACAGACGGACAAGAAAGCUGCUCGUUGUAACCAUAGGUUUCAUUCUGCUGUACUCCCUUUUGCCCCAUAAGGAACUUCGUUUUGUCAUCUACACCUUUCCUGUGUUCAACGUGAUUGGGGCCUGUGGCUGUUCCUUUAUACUGAAGAAUUACCAAAAGUCACGGCUAUAUAAAAUUGGCUCCAUAGUUGUGGUAGGACAUUUGAUGUUAAACGCAGUAUACACAAGCAUUUCUCUGUAUGUUUCCCAUCACAACUACCCAGGAGGGAAAGCAAUGCAGGAACUACAUAGAUUAAUGCCAACGACAGCAGAUGUCUCAUUACACAUCGACGUACUUGCUGCACAAACUGGAGUCUCACGUUUUCUGGAACUAAACAGUAACUGGAGAUAUGACAAGAAGGAGGAUUUGACAGUUGAAGAUCCAGUUAUGAAAACGUAUUCACAUCUAUUAAUGGAAGUGAAUGCAACAAAGAUAUUGCUACUCAAAGACUCGCAUAAGCCUUUGGUGUUCAUUACCGGAUACCAAAGCCUUACAUUUGAGAUGUUCCAUUUUCCACCUCUCAAAAUUCAGCUAAACAAAAAACUUGUGCUUCUAGAAAGACAAUCAAACAAAGUAAAUGGAAGAUUGGACUAAAAUUUUUAUUUAUUCCUUUAGCUAAAGGAAGGGGCCAAUAAAUGUUUAUAAAAGUG
This is a messenger RNA of Danio aesculapii, 1538 nucleotides long. It is a transcript of the gene alg12, whose product is annotated as ALG12 alpha-1,6-mannosyltransferase. Gene Ontology annotation, cellular component: endoplasmic reticulum membrane. Gene Ontology annotation, molecular function: alpha-1,6-mannosyltransferase activity. Gene Ontology annotation, biological process: protein N-linked glycosylation. The transcript has 9 exons. The coding region runs from base 1 to 1482 and encodes 493 amino acids. The record is from RefSeq and is a predicted model, not a curated record. NCBI's taxonomy places the organism in Eukaryota, Metazoa, Chordata, Actinopteri, Cypriniformes, Danionidae.